AUGUCAAACGCAGGCAGCAAACCAAAGCUAAGAGUGGCAAUCAUCGGUGCCGGCCCAGCAGGCUUAGGUGCAGCGAUUGAAUUUCAGAAGCUUCCCUUUGUCGAUCUUCGAAUCUACGAACAAGCUCGAGAGUUACGUGAGGUCGGUGCGGGUAUAAGUAUUCAACGGAACACCUGGCGCAUGCUAGACGCCUUGGGUGUUUAUGAUAAUAUCGAUCCGAGUACCAUCUUUAGCGCCGCAGAUGGCCAUUCCGUGCAGCAUCGCGGACAACACGACACUCCGCCGCGACAUAAGCAUGCCAGGGCCUUACGCACUGUACUUCAACAAGCGCUUCUGAAAGCCGUGGAUAAAACAAAUCUGCGACUUUCGAGUCGUCUUGUUGAGAUCCGUGAAUUGCCGAACAAAACAUUAUCAUUGCGAUUUGAGGAUGAACACACGGAUGAAGUAGAUCUCCUAAUAGGAGCUGACGGUGUUCGAUCGGUUGUCCGCCAAUUCUCCUUCCCGGACCAUCGCAUCAGCUAUACUGGUACAACAGCCUUCCGGGCCCUAGUUAACGCGGACGAUAUUUUGAGUAUUCCCAACUUUCCGGACGCCGUGACCUUCUGGCAUGGGCCGACUAGGAAUUUGCGCCAAUCAUUCAAGAGGUUCUUAGUAAAAUCGGGGAAGUGA
Molecule: messenger RNA, 669 nt
Organism: Aspergillus oryzae RIB40
Lineage: Eukaryota; Fungi; Ascomycota; Eurotiomycetes; Eurotiales; Aspergillaceae
Product: FAD-dependent oxidoreductase
Exons: 4
Coding region: 1-669 (222 amino acids)
Molecular function (GO): FAD binding; monooxygenase activity
Source: RefSeq, a predicted model, not a curated record